AUGAACGGGAAAUAUUUAGUAAAAAAGUUUUUACCUAACAUAUCGUUUGUUCGUGCUAGCUUCACACCGAUAACUAUCGGUCUACAAGAAGAAUUCAAAUCGUUUUGGCAACAACAACAUUCACACCGUCGCUCUACCAUCGAAAAUUCUGACUCUCUCAAUCACGAAUGUCGUUGUGAAACAUGCAUCGAGAAGAACACAUCGGAACCAUGGUCUCUACAAGAUGCAAUAGAAUACUCGUUCAAUGAAUAUUUACUAAAAUUACUCACCGAAGGAGAUUUUCAUAUCGGAUUAGAUGAAAAAUUAGUCUGUCAUGAUCAAACUCAACAAGAAUAUCGUCGUGCGCUCACAGCUUAUGCAUUAAACGGCUGUUUAUCGAUGCAACGCAUAAUUAUCUCGAUGAAAGGAAAAAGCUUUCAAUUUGAACGAACGAUCAACGAAUUCAUCGAACCAACGUUUUCCUUCUCACCGAUCAACGAUGUCGAUGAUGAUGACGACGAUAUCUUCGAGCGACAAAGAAAUUCGCCAGAAAUCGAAUAA
This is a messenger RNA of Adineta ricciae, 540 nucleotides long. NCBI's taxonomy places the organism in Eukaryota, Metazoa, Rotifera, Eurotatoria, Adinetida, Adinetidae. The record is from the annotation of a GenBank genome assembly.